Molecule: messenger RNA, 991 nt
Organism: Ornithodoros turicata
Lineage: Eukaryota; Metazoa; Arthropoda; Arachnida; Ixodida; Argasidae
Product: P2X purinoceptor 7-like
Exons: 3
Coding region: 384-971 (195 amino acids)
Source: RefSeq, a predicted model, not a curated record
UAAGACAGAUUAAAAAAAAUGAGUUUUUGAUCAUGAUGGACUGUCCGAUGGCUAAAUAGUGUUUUCACGAAAGAAAUAUGAACGUAACGGUAAAAUAGCACGCGCAACAGUCGAUUGAACCUCGCGAGCGGGGAGAGCUCUCUCCAACUCUUGUAGAUGACACGUGAGUAAUGACGGGGACCUGCGUCACGGCGUGACGUUGCAGGUUAUGUCCACUCCAAGGGCUCGCAAGUGACGUCGGCUGCCAUCGGUCAUCGACACCUGUCACAUGACGGCGGUCGGCUGCAGAUCGCUCUGUCGCACGUGCGCUUCUCCCGAGAGACGCAUGCGCGUCAGAGAAACUUGAACUUGCCACUUCGUUCCGGGUUGCCUUAUUUAUAAACAUGGCGACGGAACCGCGCUUCGAUGCAUCUCUCGCCAGUGAAAUUUCUUUCUUUGGCGAGUUAACACCGUGGGAAGAGCGGGUUCUGGAGCGUUGCCGAAAGGCUAACACAACAUUAUACAGCGACACUCCUGUUCUUCCCGACGGUGUGAGCUUCCAUGGAGUCGGAGAGCCCGUCAUAGACCCACCAACGCCACCGUCACCAACGCGACAUGACAACUGGUGUGCGUGUGGUAACUGCUCCGCAAUGCCGAUGGCGCGUGAGGAGGUGUGCUGCACCUCUAUUGCCGAAGUAAGGAGAAGAUGUCCAGACGGCUGCAUCGUAGAUCACUCGGACUUCCAAACUCUUUGCCUCACGACUGUUGUCAUGGAAGUUAUGGGCAUCGAAUACAAAAAGUGCGGAUUACUGCUUGGGAAGGAACCCAACGAAAUAUGGCGCCACAUAGCAUAUCGCAAUUUUGCAUCAUGGAUAUGGGGACCACUUCCGGAAGAAGACAGGCGGGUGCUCCCGUCAUGUGUGGUGAUGGCGAUACGGAACAACUUCCCAUCACCCUCAGGCAGCUACACUGGUUUUAGGCCUGUAAAAUGAGUAAUGGUACAUCCAUCAGA